AUGGCAAACGGUACAUUCUUCGUUUCGUGGGAGCUAUGGCAGCAGAUGACCUUUGUCCUGGCCAUGGGCAUCGUCGCCGUGUUCUUCAUCGGCCUGGCGAAGCUGUGGUGGACAAACCGCCAAAUGAAAAAGAUCGAAGAGCUCGACGCCGAGAAGCAGGUGCGUAUGGCGCAGAUGCGCAGGUCCGGGCUCUCAGCCAACCGCAGGUCCCGGCUGGAGGGCGAGAUCCCGUUCGGUGUCAAGGCUAUCGAGACCGGUGUCGAGGUGGAGGGUGUGUGGAUUGCAAGAAUGGCGUCCAUGGCGACGAGGCCGCCGGAUAGGAAGUGGAGCUCGAAGAGGAAGGUCAAGACCCCGAUGCCAGACCUGGAUGAUGCAAAUCCUGGCAGGUGGUCUGGGAGGGGGUCUAUUCGGGCGGGAAGGAUUUCUAGGAGGGAGAUCAUCAAGCCUUCGGCACAGACAGGGAAGAAGCUUGAGAACCUGCAAGUACGGGAGGGUGAAAUCCGGUUGAGUGGUUCCGCACGAAAUAAUCGGCUUCCUGUUAAUCUUGUUGACGAUGAGCAGGCCAGAAGUCUCACGCCGGAAGACAAGACUGGCGUUUCUACACAAAGAGGACCUCUUGGCCGGAUACAGAGGAGCCUCAAGAAAAUGACUUCGAUGGAGGCGCGGAACGAGCAGCAGAGGAGGCAUCAGCUUGGCGGACAAGAAGUCAGAGAGUUCCGCAUCAAUUCCCAGGCGAGAAAGCCUCAAAGAUUCUACCCGGAGGAUGCCACACCGAUAGCUCCCGUGGCACCUCUGCCGAGUCAUCGUUCGAUCCCACAGCGAAGGUCGAGCCUUGUGAGCGAAACGGGUCGGAGCCUAGCGGACGCAGAAAACACUAAACCAAGGGAUGUCGUUGUGAUCCAGCCAACACGCCAAUCAUCCACCGUCCCUCGAAGCCACGAACCACGCCGCCAAACAUCGCAUGCUUCGAGCGUCUCGUCCGUGGACUCCUUCGUGACUAGUAUUGAGGAGCUCAAAGAGUUCGCACCCAGGUCGCGGCCGCCCCCACUCGAGCACCAUCCGGUCUUCUCCAGUGCGGACCGCGAAGCACCCGAAGAAGACGACACAUUUGGCCGCAGGCGCUCUCGUCGUUCCCCGCAAAACCAUGUGCGGCAGUCAUCAUCUGAGGACAGAAGCACCAUCCAUGAGCAGCAGGAUGCUGCACAGUCAGCGCCCUCAACUGCGCUACGAUACCCUCCGAAUAGCAGCCGGAGCGCCGCGUAUAUCCAGCCUCGGCCGCAGUCCUCCAGCCAGGACCAACAGCAACAGCAACAGCAGAACCAUGGUGCUCCAUCCACUACGCAGCCUAGUCCUACAUUCGGGCCCAGUGAUUCAUAUAUCAACACAAGCACGCGAAAAGUAAACUCAAAUUUCGAGGUCCUCCCGGCCGGCACCUUUGGCCUUCCCGAGCAGCAAGCCACAGAAGGACCUGCCAGUGCAGCCGCCAGCGUCCGGUCGUCCUUCGAAUCUCAGCGAAGCAGAGAGAGGAGGAAGUUGCAGAAGAAAAGGACCAGUAGUCAUUACAGCAAAUAA
Diaporthe amygdali is the source of this 1572-nucleotide messenger RNA. RefSeq lists its product as uncharacterized. The coding region runs from base 1 to 1572 and encodes 523 amino acids. The record is from RefSeq and is a predicted model, not a curated record. NCBI's taxonomy places the organism in Eukaryota, Fungi, Ascomycota, Sordariomycetes, Diaporthales, Diaporthaceae. The transcript is spliced from 2 exons.